Anopheles bellator is the source of this 3173-nucleotide messenger RNA. It is a transcript of the gene fwe, whose product is annotated as calcium channel flower. The transcript has 6 exons. The record is from RefSeq and is a predicted model, not a curated record. Gene Ontology annotation, biological process: vesicle-mediated transport. Gene Ontology annotation, cellular component: membrane. The coding region runs from base 419 to 1030 and encodes 203 amino acids. Lineage: Eukaryota; Metazoa; Arthropoda; Insecta; Diptera; Culicidae.
AGACGGUGAAUAUACGAUUGAACUCGCCACUAUAAACGCAGCAUCCGAAACGUUUGCUGUGCGAGCUUGUCAUCUUUUUCGCUGGCUUCAGCCGAAAAAGGGGCAGUGAAGAAAAACGGACACGACCGCUGCUGCAAACGAAGGGAUUGAGUCGGUGCGGCGCGCGCGGGAAGAGAGAAAAUUUGGUGGUCGAUAAGACGAUUCUUACACAUUUCCGACCGAAUUCUCCAGUGCACAAGGAUUAGCCACAGCGUAUUAUCGCUUUCCCUCGCGCAACAAUCCAGCAGCUGCUCUACACUGCUGAGAACAAUUCUGGUUCGUUUCGUUUGUUUCGAUCCGCAAAAAAGUGUUAGCAGCCGUCUCGAUUCGGAGCGGACUCCGUGUUCUUCACAGAGGUGUAAAAUAUAAAUUAUAAAAAAUGUCGUUCGCCGAAAGAUUAGCGGGAUUGAUGGCCCGCCCUAACCAGGAUAACAUACCGCGGGAUGAUGUGCCGUGGCAUCUGAAGUAUGGUGGACGUGCGGCUGGCAUCGUCGGUGGAUUCUUUGCCGUUCUUUUCGGACUGUACAAUUGCAUCGGCAUCCUGCUCGGUGACGUCGGAUGCCUCGUCGGGGGCAUUCUCCAGAUACUGGCCGGGUUCAUAGUGCUGGCGAUAGAAGCACCAUUUUGCUUCAUCUUUAUCGAUUUCGUGCAGCAGGCAGCCGAAAAGGCGGACCAGAGACCGUACUGGAAUCGGGCUGCACUCUACUGCUUGAUUGCCAUUCCGCCGGUUAUCAUGUGCCUAGGGCUUGGCAGUCUCUUCGGUUGUGGUCUUAUCUUUGUCACUGGCAUGCUGUACGGAAUGAUGGCGCUUGGCAAAAAAGGAUCGCGCGAGGAUAUGGCAGCAAUGGCUUCACCGAACGCGAUGUCCCCGGUACAAGGCGUACCGUCCACGGACCAACACUCUACCCUCAUGGAGGAUCCCGAUAGCGUCGUUAGACAGCAUGCGAGCGGCGGCAGCAGCAGCAUCGGCGGGAACCAGCUCGUCCGCUGAGCGAGGCGGUGGAAUGGCAUCCACUGGCGGACUGGGCGGUGGUACUACCACCAAACAGAACUCGACACUGGUCAACAAUGUGCAACCGAUCGCGUUCAGUUCGCCACCACCGUACGAUAGUGUAGCAUAAGUGCGCAAGGCACACACCACAACCUAGCAAGCAAGCAAAGUUGUUACAAAAACCGGAGCCUAAUUCCUAAUUCCUGCGAGGAAACGCUUUAACGGAUACCCCGAUUCAUCAGACUAGAAGCAACCGCCAGAGAACAGGACGACACACUGUAGCGUGUGUACAAGCGAAAAAGUGUUAUUAAACAAACAGCGUCGGUGUGAGAAUGGUCAAACACGUAAUUUACGUCCCCGCAUGAUUUGCUCGUCCCCUUGUUCGUCGCUCGCGAAAAACUGCACCCAGCAACGUACUUUUUUGAAAUUAUUUACAACACUGUGAUUGUAAGUUAAAAAGUGGUUUCCAGUCUCUUCGCGCCGAGUGGUGGUGAUUUCAUGUCCCGCAUAGCAUCCGAUGUAAACACUUAAGUUAAUAUAUUUGUUACUACAACAAAUAUGUCGUUUGCUUGUGAAUUAUUGUAACGAAUUUGGUUCAAUCCCAGCUAAACUUGUCCCAUUAAAUUAACUGAGGUGAUCUUGAGUUGAUCUUCGAACAUUGAGCUAUUCAAUUGUUUACAUUAAGAAUACCCGUGUAACUGUUAUAUUUCUUCUCGCGCCGUGUAUAUAAAUUGUACAAAACGAAGACACACCGGAUGUAGGAUGAGUACACAGGCACACGCAAACACUAUCCUUUCCGUUUAUGUCGCCAGCCUUUUGCUCGUCUGCUUGUCAUCGAUUCAUUAAUGCGGUUGCAAAUGGAAGAAAUCAUGAGUUUAUCACACGUCGAUGCUUUGGUAGAAUGUGAUAAUUAUUGUGUUGCUUUCCGGUUUGAAGUCUGAUUUUUUGUUUUAGUAAACAUUCCAGCGUUCAAUUCAAGUUUUAACUAAAUUCAAUCUUCUAGGAACUCUCGAAGUUCGAUUCUAGAUAUUGUAGUUUGACGAGCAAUCAGCCAGAGAGAAAAGGUGCAAGGCAUGGAUGCCCAGGAGAGGGGCCACCGAGAAAGGGGGUUGGCAAUCGAAUUUAGUUGAGCGUCAGCGUUUCGAAUACAAUCAUCAGCGAACUGACUGGGGCCCCUCCUGUCUGCUUUGCGGAAUGGACAAGAUGGCCUAAAACAAUUCGGCAGUAAUAAACACAAAAACACCAGUAGAAAAGAGAGGAGUAAGAAAUGCAUGUUUUCCCAAAGGCGAGACUAGAUGUUUCAAAAGUUGCAAAAAAUCACAUAUCCAGAAACAAAAACCAAUUGGAACUUCUUCGUCUGGAACAUCUACUCGCACGGCGAGUGCACUCUUUUCUGCGGGUUAUCCGACGCGUAUCUGGGUCAUCCCUGAACCAAUCGGUCAUUGCUCACUCACAUAACACACUGGGUUAUUAGGGUCUUAAUCUUAAUAGGGUAUCUGGUUCCGUCGAAAGAAAAGCCUAUGAAAACUAACUAAAGCCAUUCCCCCCGUCACGGUGGCGAUCGGACCUCUAGAAGAAGUAACAAUAAGAGGAUAAAUCCUAAAGUAAAGCAUAAACAAAGUUACGACGGAGAAGAGCAAAACCAAACAGCAACAACGGAAAAACAAACUGGCAAGUGGCAGGUUCAGCGAAGCAAAUUGGUCUAAAUGCGUAUAGAUGUGUGUAAAAGCGUUCAAUGAAAGUGUAAUAGUUAAAUGAAUAAAAAAACAAAACACAGUUGAAAAGUAGAGGAAAUCGAUCAACCGCAGACAUAAAUUAUCGACAAAAGGACACGCGGAGCAUGAAACCCAGAAACACGCGCGCGACACACAUUCAAAUGGGUGGUGGUGUUUGUUGUUGGGGAUUAAAGUGGUGUUGUUCAGUUCCCAUGUCCUCCACUCCGAUAACGAGAACAAUGCAUUAUGUAAAAAUACCAUAUUUACAUGAUAAAUAUAUAUUUAUUGUGUACUAUAUAAGAAAACGUAGCGAAACGGAGCGAAACGAUGGAUAAAGCUGGAAGAAUAAACGUAGGAAACAAAAGAAGUAGUGAAAUAAAAAGGUAAAUAUCGUCAUAAUGAGAGCAGAAAAUAAAGGAAUAAGAAUA